ACCCCACAAAAGAUUACACCUUUUCAUUUAAGUAUCUUGAAAAGUAAUAUGAACAAAUUGAACCAUAUCCUUUUCCUUUCAAAGUUAGUAUGCUUAUAUAAAACAUUAAUAUUAGUUUAUGGACUUAUUCAUGAAUCUUAUCAUCAUCAACAUCAUCAUCACACUAUGUAAAUUGUAAUCCACAGUUGCUCUCAUUAAUUUUACCUCAUAGUUAAUUGUUCUAUAAAUAUAAGAUAGAAGAUAUCUUAAAACCCAAUCCAGUAAAAAAAACAAAAAAAAACAAUCCAUUUGCUUAAAUCUCACUUGAUUGCUUCACCUUCCCCAUUCUCUCUAUGUCUUCUCCAUAACUUGAAUCCUAAGUUUGAUUUUGUUUUUUUAAAUCCUUCUUCUAUUACCACAAAAACUUGCUAUAAACUCAUAUGGAGUAUUAAUUAGCUUACCUCAUCUCUCACCUGUCCAAUGAUUUGAACUAUCACACUCCACUAUUCUGUCUCCUUCCUCCAUAUAUAUAUGAAUAGAUAGCAUUGGAUGAUCCAUUGUUAGAGAAGAAAUGGGGCGUCAAUCAUGUUGUGCCAAACAGAAACUAAGAAAAGGGUUAUGGUCACCUGAAGAAGAUGAAAAGCUUUACAAUUAUGUCACUAGAUUUGGAGUUGGAUGUUGGAGCUCUGUUCCUAAACUUGCUGGUCUCCAAAGAUGCGGAAAAAGUUGCAGAUUGAGAUGGAUAAACUAUUUGAGACCCGACCUUAAAAGAGGAAUGUUUUCUCAACAAGAGGAAGAUCUUAUUGUUACUUUACAUGAAGUUCUUGGAAAUAGGUGGGCUCAAAUUGCAGCGCAAUUGCCGGGGAGAACAGAUAACGAGAUAAAGAAUUUCUGGAAUUCGUGUUUAAAGAAGAAACUGAUGAAACAAGGACUUGAUCCAAAUACCCAUAAGCCAUUAAGCAUUGAUCAACCAGAAUCAUCUAGAGGAAAAGAUCAUGAUCAUGAUCAUGAUCAUCUUCAUCAGAAUAAUUACAUUCCAUCAUCAGGUGAAAUUGUGCAGCAACAGUAUUACUAUGAUCAAGGUAAUAGUAGCCAUGAAUCAUCAAAAUCAAUGUUUGAUCCUCUGUUUAUGUAUGACUUCAACUCAAACGGUGGAAACCCAAUUGGGUUCAAUUCAAAUGAACCAAAUCAUCAUUAUGGUGAGUUUGGAUUUGGAGAUUCAUCGGCUGCUGCAGGACCAUUCUUGAUGAUGGAUGGUAAAGAAAGCUCAACCACCAUCAUGAACAACAACAAUAACAAUAUGAUGGAGAAUGGGAUGUUUGUUCAAUCUGAAUGUUGGGGAAAUUACAGUAGUAAAGUUGAGUCAAUUUUGCAGUGUGAAUAUAAUAAUCAUAGUAUUAAUCAUGAUGAGGUCAAACCUUCAACAGAUCAAGAUUUGAUGAUGAUGAUGAUGAUGAGGCCAAAUCAUCAAUGGCAAGAUAUUCAUGAACAAGGGCAGCAGAAUUCACAGCAUUUCAGUACCUAUCAAUUGCCAUCACUUUCAGGAGAUCCAAAUGUGGAUAUUUUCCAACAGAUGUAAAUAUUUACCAAUUUCAUUUCUUUCUUCCCUUUUUUAUUUUAAUUAUUUAUUUUUUGUGUUUUUUUUUUAAAUAUUUUUAUAUAUAAAGGCAUGAGAGAGGGGAAAAGAUGGUUAUUUUUUUAUUAAACCCAUGUUUUUAUUCAUCUGGACAUUAAAUAAGAUUGUAUUUUUAUUUUUAUAAUUAUAAGUUCAAACCAUGUGUUCAAAAUAGGGUCAAAUCAUUUUUUGUGGUCCAGAUUUAACCUAGUCCAAGAAGGUUUAUCUUAAAAUAUUUUAUGAGGAUAAUGUUGUUUUCAUAUCUUUC
Impatiens glandulifera is the source of this 1862-nucleotide messenger RNA. Its product is annotated as transcription factor MYB86-like. The transcript has 3 exons. The record is from RefSeq and is a predicted model, not a curated record. Gene Ontology annotation, biological process: regulation of stomatal movement. Lineage: Eukaryota; Viridiplantae; Streptophyta; Magnoliopsida; Ericales; Balsaminaceae. Bases 551 to 1558 code for a protein of 335 amino acids.